AUGAGAACAGCCCACCUGCCCCCUGUGAGGGUAAUAAGAGGGUUAGGAGAGCCCUACGGACCCUCCAGACACACAGGUGAGACGGAAGGUGUUUGGCUUCUGAUGUUGCUCCUGGCUGCAGCCAAAGCUGAGAGGAUCUUCUCUGGGUUCUCACUCCGUGAUCAGGUCAUUAGAGUCCAUGUGCAGUCGGAGGAACAGAUCCAGCUGCUGCGAGCUCUGGAGUCUGAACAGGAGCUGGAGGACCAUAUCUCCGAUUCCAGUCUCUCUGCCAGUAUUCCAGACUUACCAGCAGAUUCGGAUUCGGAGGAAGAAUAUUUCCUUUCCAAGGAUGAUCUGCAGUCUUCCAGCGAGAUGGGAAGUGUGACUUCAAAUCCCAGCAACAGGGAGUCUGACGACGCGGUUACUCAAGCAGCCCAUCCAGCCCUUACCUUGUCCGAUGUUUCGCGUCACCGUGUAGUACCAGGUCUGAUCCUUCGCUCCACCAUGCCGGGGGGGAGGAGGGAUGUGGUGGCGAUGAUCGAGCCGGAAAUGGAGCCGGAGGGGGAGAAAUUGCUGGGUCGGGGAAAGACAGGUGGCGGCUCGUACCGCUCCGUGCUGGAGAAGGGGGGUGAUGGGCCGGUGAAAACUCCGCUGGUGUUUGAUUCAGCCCCGGGGGUGUCAACUGCGGGAAAUGCAGCAGGAGGGGGAGGAACCCCGGGAAAAACAUCACUGCUAGCAGGGGUGUUUGCAGUACCAAUCCUGGAUUCUUGCCUCAGCUUCCUGCUGCCUGAAGUGGAUUAUUACCCAACGCCGCUCAACUCCUCUGGUCUCCCGCUCUCCACCACUCACCUGUCCUGGAUUACUCUACUGCCUGCCACUCCUCUCCACCAGACCAUCUCUGGCUCAGACCUGACUGGCCUCCCUCUCCUAAUCAAACCCCCACUUCACAUAUUCAGCACCGGUGGCAGCAAGUGGCCUGCGAACUGGAUCGACACGGGGAUCCACUCUAGGGAGUGGGUGUCUCAGGCUACAGGAGUGUGGACAGCCAAUAAGAUACUCAUUAACAUAGAUUAGGCAAUUACCACUGAUUAUGGUCGUGAUGCCUCCCUGACCUCCCUGCUGAACACCAUGGAUAUUUACAUGCUGAUCCUGGCCAACCCUGAUGGUUAUGUUUACACACACACCGAGGAUCGAAUGUGGCGUAAAACACGAUCAAAGAUCUCAGGAUCUGUGUGUCAUGGACUCGAUCCCAACAGGAACUGGGACGCAGACUUUGGUCCUGGUGCCAGUCAGAGCCCCUGCUCUGAGUCCUACCAUGGACCUUCAGCCCACUCUGAGGUGGAGGUGAAGAACGUGGUGAACUUGAUCAAAAGCCAUGGUAACUUCAAGUCCUACUCCAUCCACGCCUACUCCCAGCUGCUCAUGUACCCUUAUGGCUACUCCUGCCUAAGUGUGCCCCACCAGACUGAGCUGGACUCUGUUGCCGGAGCAGCAGCACAGAAACUGACUUCCGUCUACGGUAAGGCGUACAAGGUCAGAAGCACCUGCAAAAUCAUCUAUCAGGCCAGGGGCGGGAGCAUUGACUGCUCCUACAACAUGGGCAUCAAAUACUCUUACGCCUUUGAGCUGAGGGACACUGGUGGUCGGUAUGGUUUCUCCCUACCAGCUGAUCAGAUCAUUCCCACUGCCUCAGAGACUUGGCAGGCCCUGAAGCAUAUCAUGGCGUACGUCCGUGACCACCCGUACUGAUGGCCAUUUAAUCUGGCUGAAGGGUUUCCACUCAAGUCAGUUUGUUCAGUUUUCUGAACAUUCUGAGACCAAUAAAGCCACUAAAAGCUGUUUCAACACCUGUUUUGGUUUUCUGUGGUAAAUAAAUGUUUUCUAAACAUAUGUGAGUGUUUGUGGUUAAGAUAGGAUCUUUUGUACAUCAGUUUAAGUGAGAGCUGGCCCAAUGAAAUCCUGAAACCUUCCUCAAAUUAGACAUGACCUGUGUUUGAUGUAGCGCCUUGGGUUUUACAACUCCUAUGUGCAAAACAACAGAAACCUGUCCUUCUCACUCACACACACACACACACACACACACACACACACACACACACACACACACACACACACACACUCACACACACACACACACACACACACACACACACACACUAGUGGUGACAAGCUAAUUUGCCACAGCUGCCCAGGUACACACUAAUAGAAGCAAAGGCUGCUAAACACUGGUGCAACAGUCUCUCCGACCACCAGCAGCAGGCAAAGAGGGUUAACCAUCUUGCUCAAGGACACAAUAACUGUGACAGACUGAGUGGGGCUUGAACCUGAAACCUUUUGGUUAUGGGGCAGGCACUUCUGCCACUCUUCUUCUGCCACUAUUCUCUUAAAAGGGU
This is a messenger RNA of Nothobranchius furzeri (turquoise killifish), 2372 nucleotides long. NCBI's taxonomy places the organism in Eukaryota, Metazoa, Chordata, Actinopteri, Cyprinodontiformes, Nothobranchiidae. The record is from RefSeq and is a predicted model, not a curated record.